GGACCGGCCAUGGGUGUAGUCUAAAGGUAGAUUAAACGCAAAUGAAAGAAGUACCGGGCUUUAGUUGCACGUAGAUAGAUAGAUAGAUUGAUUAAACUUAAUUGGAAUUACCAUCAAUAUACACUGCAUAAUAUAAUCGAACAUAUGUAAGAUCAUUAAUUUAUACUAGUGCUAUUGUAGGCCGGUGUGACUGAUUGAGUACAACAACAUAUACAUACAUAGAUAAUAGAUAUAAUGAUGUCAGUCAAUUGGAGAGGUGGGUGGCGUCCGCAGUAUGAUCAACACCUUCGUCGGCGGUGGCGGUGGCGGCGGCGGUGCUUCGAUAGAGCUGUCGCUUGGCAUUGAGGAAGUCAGUGGCUUUGGCAUCAAUAUCCGGGUCUGCCAUCCAGUCGUAAUAGUAAUCGUCUUCCUCCCUCGCUCGCCGGGCCCUGUUCGCCUUACUCUGCCCUGUCACCUCCUCUCUUUGACUCGUUACCUUCUUCUUUCUCUUCCAUUUCAGCAGCCCAAAGCAACAAAACCCAGACUUCUCUCCCAUUCAAUUCCGAUCUACCUACCUAAAGUAUAUAUCUCUGUCGAUUGAUCUGGGGUAUGUUUUUUUCUUAAGGCCAGG
Messenger RNA from Cuscuta europaea, 610 nucleotides. Lineage: Eukaryota; Viridiplantae; Streptophyta; Magnoliopsida; Solanales; Convolvulaceae. The record is from the annotation of a GenBank genome assembly.